Letharia columbiana is the source of this 1047-nucleotide messenger RNA. RefSeq lists its product as uncharacterized. Gene Ontology annotation, cellular component: spliceosomal complex. Gene Ontology annotation, biological process: mRNA splicing, via spliceosome. The transcript is spliced from 2 exons. NCBI's taxonomy places the organism in Eukaryota, Fungi, Ascomycota, Lecanoromycetes, Lecanorales, Parmeliaceae. The record is from RefSeq and is a predicted model, not a curated record. Bases 1 to 1047 code for a protein of 348 amino acids.
AUGCAGACCAGCCUACCAAGUGAAGGCGAGAACUCAUCAGAUCUCUUCAGGCCCUCUAAGCGGAGGAAGUUCUACCGCAAGCGCACUGAUGGAGAAGACGAAGGAUCACCCACUCACUCAUCCGCACCUCCUCCAGAGUCGAUGACCGUCGACGAACUCAUCUCUCACCAAGGCCGCCUUACCGAGACUCAGCACCACAAGACAGACGAGGAGCCCUUGUCAAUCGCAGCAAUCCUCCGCCAAAGAAAGCUUGCUUUGCCGCGAAAAGGCGGCAUCGAAUUCACCAACAGCCAUACGUCUACUUCAAGCACCUCGCAGACCAGUGAUGCUCUCAUAGUGAAGGAGGACGACACCCCGGCAGACAUCAAAUCAGUUAUCGAGCGCUUUGCCCCUCAAACAGGCCAGGUCUCAGACGUAGCCGAUAAGCAUAUGAUGGCAUACAUAGAUUCCGAAUUGGCUAAACGUCAACGUCAAAAUCAAUCUACCUCUACGCAAUCUCUAAACGGGCAAGAGCUGUCACCCAACGGAGCUCUGCUUGACGCAGGGCUACACCGCCAGCCCGCAGCUCUGGGAAAGCUCCACGAAAUCGACCUUGGCCCAGACGCCAAACUCCGAAAUAUCGCCUUGACCGAAGCUGCUCAGCGCAGGCUCGAGGGCAUAGAGCCGGAAAUAGAGGAGUCUACGGGCAAAGUUCGCUUACGAAGAGAUGGUAAGCCGUGGCGGCCUCGCAAGCGGCGAAACAGUGAGGAUGUCAAACGAGAUAAGCUCGUUGAAGAAGUUAUGCGCGAAUCUAGGCUUGACAUCUACGAUGAGCCGGAUGAAGAAGUGAACAAUGACGAUCAAGCGGCCGAUGAUCGUAUCGCCGAGCAAUUCAGGCGGGAAUUCAUGGAUGCUAUCUCAAGCCGCCAGCAGAAGGCGGCACAGGCAAAGAAACCUGUAAAGGGAAAGGAGGUGGACGACCAACCCAGAGGGCCUAAGCUGGGAGGAAGUAGGAGUGCUAGGGCGGCGAUGAGGGAGAGGGAGGAGGCUGCGAAGAAGAAGAAGUAG